Messenger RNA from Acanthochromis polyacanthus (spiny chromis), 2047 nucleotides. It is a transcript of the gene ppox, whose product is annotated as protoporphyrinogen oxidase. The coding region runs from base 112 to 1572 and encodes 486 amino acids. Gene Ontology annotation, biological process: heme biosynthetic process. Gene Ontology annotation, molecular function: protoporphyrinogen oxidase activity, oxygen as acceptor. The transcript has 14 exons. Gene Ontology annotation, cellular component: mitochondrial inner membrane. NCBI's taxonomy places the organism in Eukaryota, Metazoa, Chordata, Actinopteri, Pomacentridae. The record is from RefSeq and is a predicted model, not a curated record.
UAUGAGGCUUUUAUUUUGAAGGACGCUGGUCGGGACUCGGAAGUGUUUGUGUUUCUGGUUUAGACCAUCUAGUGACUAACAAACCACACAGACGUGACACCGAGUCUACACAUGGUACUGCCUCUCAUAACAAGUCAGCCAAUGAGAACAAUUGCGGUCCUCGGAGGAGGGAUUGGGGGUUUGGCUACUUCUUACUACCUCUGCAAAAAUCCCCAGGUUACCAAGGUAAUUGUGUUGGAGUCCAGCAGUCGUUUUGGAGGUUGGCUGUGGUCUACCAGGAGGUCGGAUGGAGCCGUGUUUGAACAUGGACCCAGAGGAAUUCGACCUGCUGGGGCAGUGGGACGCAACACACUCAAUAUGGUGGAGGAUUUGGGUCUUGAGGGGGAGAUUCUGCCAGUCACCUACAGUCACAUCGCCUCCAAGAACAGAUACCUGUACGUCAAUGGACAGCUUCACAAGAUGCCUUCAAAAAUAAGUGAACUUUUGAGGACAGUCCCGCCCUUCUCUCGCCCCCUCCUGUUGAGUGUUGCUUCUGAGCUACUGGUGGCUAAAAGCAAGGAGGAAGACGAAUCCAUCCACUCGUUUGUUUCUAGGAGGCUUGGAAAAGAGUUGGCAGAUAUUGCUGUGGACAGUUUGUGUCGUGGUGUGUUUGCAGGGGAUUGCAGAAAGUUGAGCGUACGAUCCUGCUUUCCUCCUUUCUACAACGCAGAGCAGCGCAGAGGUUCUCUGAUACUAGGAAUGCUGCUGGGCUCAGGUCCAACUCCUGUGAUCUCUCCUGGCUCUCUGGCUCAGAGAUCCAUCAAAGAGAACUGGGCCCAGUGGUCUCUGAGACGAGGAGUUGAAUCCCUCCCAGAAAGUCUCACUGAGUACCUGCAGCAGAGCGGGAAAGUGGAGCUUCACAGAGAGGCGACUGUUAAACAGAUUCAUCCUUCAGCCUCUGGUUGGAAGAUUCAUUUGGAGGAUGGAGUCGUAUCAGCUGACCACAUCAUAUCUGCACUGCCUGCUAAAGCCCUUUCUUCAGUCCUGCCCUCCUCCUGUCAGCCUCUCAUCCAGCAGCUGCAGGACGUUUCCUCAGUAACCGUUGCUGUGAUAAAUCUGGAGUAUGAAGGCUCCAUCCUGCCUGUAACGGGUUUUGGCCACCUUGUUCCUUCAUCAGAGGAUCGGGGUUUACUAGGAGUGGUCUAUGACUCCGUCCCCUUCCCUCAACACAACAGACCUGACGGACAAACAACCAGACUGACGGUCAUGAUGGGCGGGGCCUGGUUCCAGGAAGUGUUUGGGCCCCCAGAGGCAGUAACAGAGGAGCAUCUUAUAGCGAGAGCCACUGAGGCAGUGCAGAGCCACCUAGGAGUCACAACGUCACCCGUCUGGAGCCGAGUGGCUUUACAAAGGGACUGUAUUCCUCAGUAUUAUCUGGGACACUUUUCAAAAGUGGCGUCCAUGCGUGGCUUCAUCAGGGAGAAUAAUCUACCGCUGUCUCUGACUGGCUCCUCCUACGAUGGCGUGUCGGUGAAUGAUGUCAUCUUUAGUGGACGGACAGCUGUACAGGAGCUGUUGGGAACUGGAGUUUGAAGGAGUUUGUCAAUAUUCAGACAUGACAACUUCCAGCCGCCUGUGUACCAGUAAUUCCAAUAGUCUGCUGUGCACAGAGCAUACAUGAAUAUCCAGCUUCAGUGAGAGACCACGGCCUGUGGACAUGAACAUCUGCAACUUCUCCUGAAAUGCCUCCUACUUACAAACAAGAACACAUCCCAGGUUGUUGCCUGUAUGAGCCUGUGAGGAAAAGUCACUGAUAUCAGCUGCAGUGGUUUAAACAACUCUACAUGUUCAUAGAAAAUGUAAGACUGAAUGUCUCAUGGCUGAGCUGCUCCAAACUGUGAAUGCAGCAGCUUGUCUGUUUGUACUGUGAUGUCAGGCCCCAGUAAUAAGCUGCAUUAAUUUAUUUCAUAGCAGAGGAUUACACAUUUUGUGGUUCUGAGGCUAACAAUAUUGUUUUCUAAUAAAUAAUUGCCUACUGAUUUUAAAUAAAGCCUUAUUGUACUCAUGA